Molecule: messenger RNA, 495 nt
Organism: Didymodactylos carnosus
Lineage: Eukaryota; Metazoa; Rotifera; Eurotatoria; Philodinida; Philodinidae
Source: the annotation of a GenBank genome assembly
AUGAAACGAAACAACUUUGUCAUUGAUCCGGGCAAAACGCCAUUCGAUACAUGCGUUAAUCGUGUUAUAUUGCAAGAAUUAAUUGCUUUUUUAAAGCCAUUUGAAAAAGUUAUUGUAGACAUUCAGCAUAAUGACGCUACUCUUCACAAAGUUGUACCAUCCACCUGGUAUUUGAAAGAUCAUUGUUCAAGCUUAGUCAUUAAUUCACAUUGUGCUAUCAAAUAUUUCAGACAAAAAUGUUUAACAAUUAUGAAUAAUAAACUCGAUUUAACAGACAUUCAUUAUGCUACUGCAAUAUUAGAACCAACUAUUACACAAUUAAAAGGUUGUACAGCAGGUGAACAGGCAAGAGGACAAAAAUUUUUGAAACGAAGACUGGACAAGAUGACAAAUCAACAAUUAGCUCCCCCAAUAGUAUCUGCUGUUGGUGAUGAACAAAAUUCUGAUGAUGAGUACUAUUUGAAUCGAUAUUCUGAUCAACAAGGUUAUGAGUAA